This is a messenger RNA of Vitis riparia (riverbank grape), 1917 nucleotides long. Its product is annotated as 4-coumarate--CoA ligase-like 6. Gene Ontology annotation, cellular component: peroxisome. The coding region runs from base 40 to 1767 and encodes 575 amino acids. Gene Ontology annotation, biological process: ubiquinone biosynthetic process. Lineage: Eukaryota; Viridiplantae; Streptophyta; Magnoliopsida; Vitales; Vitaceae. The record is from RefSeq and is a predicted model, not a curated record. The transcript is spliced from 6 exons. Gene Ontology annotation, molecular function: CoA-ligase activity.
UUUCUGUUGCCCACUCAAAACUCUUGAGCCCCCAGCUCAAUGAAAAAAUCCAUGGCAACACCCUUGAAUGCCUGUGCCUCCUCACAAAACCAAGCCACCAACACCCAAAGAGCCUCUGAUAGCACACACCCAAAUGGCCACCCUCACUGGUUUUCACCAGAAACAGGCAUCUACAGCAGCACAUAUCCUUCCCUACCCAUUCCAUCAGACCCACAUCUUGAUAUAGUCUCCUUCAUUUUCUCAAAAAACCAUAAUGGGGUCUCAGCUCUCACUGAUUACUCGUCCGGGUUUUCCAUAUCUUACUCACAGCUGCACCCACUGGUGAAAUCCAUGGCCUCUGGUCUGCACCAGAUGGGCUUUUCACAAGGUGAUGUAAUUUUGCUUCUGUUGCCUAAUUCCAUUUACUUUCCUGUUAUUUUCUUGGCUGUUCUGUCUCUUGGUGGAAUUGCAACAACCAUGAAUCCUCUAAGCAGUCUCAGUGAGAUCAGGAAACAAACAGUUGGUUGUAGUUUGAGUCUGGCCUUUACUGUGCCUGAGACAUCGGAGAAACUUGAAGCAUUAGGUGUUCCUGUCAUUGGAGUACCAGAAAAUGGGAGUUUCAAUUCCAAAUCCAAGGAAUUUUCUACUUUCCAUUGGCUAAUUUCUGGUGACCCGGAUUGUUGUCCUAGGCCUGUGAUUAAUCAGCAUGAUGUGGCAGCAAUAAUGUACUCGUCUGGUACUACGGGUUCAACUAAAGCUGUUGUUCUAACGCAUGGGAAUUUCAUAGCUAUGGUUGAGACUUUUGUUCGAUUUGAAGCUUCGCUGUAUGAGAACUCGGGGUCGGAGAAUGUUUACUUGGCUGUUUUACCAAUGUUCCAUAUUUAUGGGCUGUCACUUUUUGUGACGGGGUUGAUAUCAUUGGGCUCUGCUAUUGUUGUGAUGAGGAAGUUCGAUGCUAAUGAGAUGGUGAAAGCCAUUGAUCGAUACAGAGUAACGCAUUUUCCCGUCGUCCCACCAGUAUUGAUGGCAUUGAUAAAGAGUGCUAGGGCUGCUGGAGCUCGCUGUUUUGGGAGUUUGAAACAGGUUUGUUGUGGAGCUGCUCCUUUGACUCAGAAAAGCAUACAGGAAUUUGUGCAGACUCUGUCACAUGUUGAUUUGAUUCAGGGUUAUGGAAUGACUGAGUCCACAGCAGUAGGAACUCGUGGGUUCAAUACAAAGAAGCUUCGGAAUUAUUCUUCAAUAGGCCUUUUGGCUCCAAACAUGCGAGCCAAAGUGGUGGAUUUGAGCAGUGGUUCUCUAUUGCCUCCUGGAAACUGUGGGGAGCUAUGGCUACAAGGACCUGGUAUAAUGAAAGGAUAUUUAAAUGAUGAGGAAGCAACGAUUUCAACAAUUGAUAAAGAAGGUUGGCUACACACUGGAGACAUUGUUUCGUUUGAUCAAGAUGGGUACUUGUAUAUGUUUUCUCGUAUAAAAGAGAUUAUCAAAUACAAGGGUUUUCAGAUUGCUCCUGUUGAUUUGGAGUCUAUAUUGAUAUCACAUCCAGAAAUAAUUGAUGCUGCGGUGGCUGGGGUUGGGGAUGAGGAGGCUGGGGAGGUACCAGUUGCAUUUGUAGUUAAGAGACCUGGAAGUGCUCUUUCUCAGGCAGCUAUUAUUAACUAUGUCGAGAAACAGGUUGCACCAUACAAGAAGGUGAGAAAGGUUAUAUUCACACACUCCAUACCCAAGUCUGCAGCUGGGAAGAUCCUCAGAAGGGAACUAAAGCACUUAUUGAUGAUUUCUAGAAUUUAAGCUCUCUCUCUCUUUUUGUUGUUGCGGACAGGGGUAUAGGCCGGAGCCUUUAGAGCCAAAUUAACUUCAUUAUAGAGAUUAUUUAUUUUAAGUUCAAUUUUGAUGGACCCAUAAAGGGAGAAAUAAAGGACACAUCCCACGAUUUUUCAA